Messenger RNA from Delphinapterus leucas (beluga whale), 1974 nucleotides. RefSeq names its product RNA binding motif protein 34 (gene RBM34). The record is from RefSeq and is a predicted model, not a curated record. Gene Ontology annotation, cellular component: nucleolus. Gene Ontology annotation, biological process: maturation of LSU-rRNA from tricistronic rRNA transcript (SSU-rRNA, 5.8S rRNA, LSU-rRNA). NCBI's taxonomy places the organism in Eukaryota, Metazoa, Chordata, Mammalia, Artiodactyla, Monodontidae. Gene Ontology annotation, molecular function: rRNA binding.
CCGGGACCCGGAAGUGCGGGCUCACGUGCUCCCGCCCUCUCGGAGGCCUCGGAUAAGAAUGGCCCUGGAACAGAAGAACAAACGGAAGAAAAAGAGGAGUGCGCGGGAGGGAGAGAACCCGGAGGACGGCGCUUGUGGGAAUCUGGCAGGAGACUAUGAGGUUGGACAAGUCGCCAGUAGUUUAUUCAACGGCAAGCGGCCCUCCAGAGGCAGCACGGGUCGGCUGGCUUCCCUCUUCGGCUCUUUGGAGCCUCAGCUUCAACCCGUGUAUGUGCCUGUUCCUGAAGAAACCACCAAAAAAAGGAAACGGGAUGAGGAGGAAGAAAGUUCAUCCCAAAUCCAAAGACCGCUUUUGCAAGAACCUGCCAAAAAAAUGAAACUGAAGAAGAAACUUUCUGAUGCAGACCGAAAGUUGGCAAACAGAGAAAAUGCUUUAGCAAGUGCUGAUUUAGAAGAAGAAAUUCACCAGAAACAAGGGAAGAAAAGGAAAAAUUCUCAAUCUGGUAUUAAAAUUGCCGAUAAAGAAGUACUUGAUGAUGUAGAUCACACAGCUGUAAAUCAAAGAAAGAAAAUUCAAACCAACCAAGAAGAGAGAUUAAAGAAUGAGAGAACUGUGUUUGUUGGGAAUUUGCCUGUCACCUGUAAUAAGAAGAAGCUGAAGUCAUUUUUUAAAGAGUACGGACAGAUAGAAUCUGUACGAUUUCGUUCUCUGAUUCCAGCAGAGGGAAUUUUGUCCAAAAAGUUGGCAGCAAUAAAACGUAAAAUUCAUCCUGAUCAGAAAAAUAUUAACGCUUAUGUUGUGUUUAAGGACAAGAGUGCUGCUACAAAAGCACUGGAAAGAAAUGGGGCCCAAAUUGCAGAUGGAUUUCGUGUUAGAGUGGAUCUUGCAUCUGAGACCUCAUCUAGGGACAAGAGAUCUGUAUUUGUGGGGAAUCUCCCAUACAAAGCUGAAGAAUCUGCGGUUGAGAAACACUUUCUGGACUGUGGGAACACUGUGGCUGUAAGGAUCGUGCGGGAUCAAGUUACAGGAGCCAGCAGAGGCUUUGGCUACGUGCUCUUUGAGAAUACAGAUGCUGUUCAUCUUGCUCUGAAAUUAAAUAACUCUGAACUGAUGGGAAGAAAACUCAGAGUCAUGCGUUCUGUCCAUAAAGAAAAAUUAAAACAAAAUUCAAAUCCUAGUUUGAAGAAUGUCAGUAAACCUAAGCAGGGACCUAAUUUUUCUUCAAAAAAUGCACAACAUUCUAAAACUUUGUUUAUCGGAGAAAAAGCUGUUCUCAUGAAGAAGAGAAAGAAAGGACAGAAGAAAAGUGCUAAGAAACAGAAAAAACAGAAGUAGCUAUCCGAAGCCUUUUCUUUGUUUUCCCCACUGACUACUGGUAAUAAAAUUGUGGUAAAUCCAUGUAUUGAAUUUCAGGAUUUUUUUACAUAUUGUGAAACAUGGACACUUUUUCAGUUAUUCACAUUGCAAUAGUACCUUUGAAUCAUUUGUUUCAAGGUGUAGGCAGAUCAGUCACCAUGUUAAUACUGCUGAUGGUAUGAGAUGAUUUUAGAUGUAGGGUGAACAUUUAGAAUUUUAGCGUUUAUGUAUUAUUUUACCAUAUGUUGGAAAUAAUUAACACUUCAGAGAGUUAUUUUAAGAAUUACUUGGGAUGAGACUAAAAGUGAGUAAAUUUAAAGAAAGUGAAGUAACCUUAAUACUGAUUGUAUCUAGACAAAGUAAAUAAUUAAAGUGGGAAUACUGAUUGAUCUAAGGUCAAAUCAUAAUCCCUAAGAAGUAAAGUUUUGAGGUUUGGUAUAUAAUAGCCACUCAUUUUUCUUCCUUCCUCUUGCACUUAGGAUAAGUGGAGUUCUGGGUUUUAAUUUUAUUUCAUCAACCUAAUAACUAACCAACAGGGAUUCUGUAUCAACUGUUGCUCUGAUUUUUUAUUCUUAAUUGGUGAUUAGACUGGUUAUUAAAGUUCUUGGUAAAUUGGC